This is a messenger RNA of Medioppia subpectinata, 777 nucleotides long. NCBI's taxonomy places the organism in Eukaryota, Metazoa, Arthropoda, Arachnida, Sarcoptiformes, Oppiidae. The record is from the annotation of a GenBank genome assembly.
AGAUUUAAUUGUUUAGGUUUUACUCCAGAACUUCAACGAGAUUUCAUAAAAUUAGAUUUGGGGCCAACACUAGAGAAGGCCGGGUAUGGCAUCAAUACUACACAACUCAUGAUAUACGACGACAACAUAAAGAAACUACACGACUGGGCGUCAGUCAUAUACGGCGACAAAGAGGCGGCCAAAUACGUGAGUGGAAGUGCUUUCCAUUGGUAUCAAAACCAGAAUAGCAGUCAAGUGAUCGACAUAUUGGAUAAGACACGAGCAGUCAAUCCAAACAAAUACCUCAUGAGUACUGAGGCCUGUGAGGAGUGGAGGGACGGACAGCCAGAGCACGUCCGACUCGGCAGUUGGAGUCUCUUUGAGAGAUACGCCAAAGACAUUAUAAUUGAUCUAAACCAUUGGUCGAGCGGAUGGGUUGACUGGAACCUGGCGUUGGACACAACCGGUGGCCCGAAUUGGGUCAAGAAUUUUGUCGAUUCACCCGUUAUAGUAAACGCCACGAGUGAGGAGUACUACAAACAGCCGUUUUUCUAUGCUUUGGGACAUUACAGCAAAUUCUUGACUCCCGGUUCUCAACGCGUAUAUCAAACACACGACCAAAAUGUGGAUAAAUUGCAAACAACGAGUUUUGUCCGCACAGACGGAGGGACUGUUGUUAUUGCACUCAAUUUAGGCGACGAUCCCAUAGAUAUUACUAUCAAUGACUCCCAAACCCACCAAAAAGUUUCCCAUACUUUGAGUCCGCGUUCAAUACAAACAUAUCUUUAUUAUAACUAA